Salvelinus namaycush (lake trout) is the source of this 8260-nucleotide messenger RNA. Its product is annotated as protein KIAA0100-like. The coding region runs from base 1 to 6219 and encodes 2072 amino acids. The record is from RefSeq and is a predicted model, not a curated record. NCBI's taxonomy places the organism in Eukaryota, Metazoa, Chordata, Actinopteri, Salmoniformes, Salmonidae. The transcript has 33 exons.
AUGUAUUUCACUGCAUUGUCCCAACUCACUGCUCAGCAGGAUACAUGUCUGGCAGAGGUGUCCCUGAGCCUGGUGCUGUCUGGGGAUGUCAGCCUGCCAGAGCUGCGUCCAGGCCGACUGGCCCUGUGUGUGAGAACACUGCUGGCUGAGCUGCACGAGGGCCUGUUCCUCAGCCAGCUACUGCUUCCACCUCCUCUGGAGAGCACUCUCUCUGCAGACGAAUGUGAAAAGGACGAGUAUAUCCAGACUGACGCAGUGGAGCAGUUUCAUCAGGUGGUGCCCCAGAAGGUCAACAUGGAGUUUGAGAAUACUAGUAUAACCCUGUCCAUGCACAGCCAGAAAAGACACUUGAACUGGACCCUAAAGUCUCUGAAGGUGGGAUACGGACGUGAGGACGAGCAGCUGCCCCUCAGGAGCUUCACCCCUGAGAUGAGCUUCCCUCAGAGCAGCCUGGAGCUACUUCUGGAGGAUGGGCUUCUCCUCUCCCAGAGCAGACAGAGAAUCCUUUGCCUUAACACCCUCAGGACUGUCCUGCAGGUGACAUCAGUGGACAUUUCAGGGUCAGUCACAGUCAACACCUGCAUCAUCCACUACCGUCACCAGGAGUUCUCCCAUUGGCUAGACCUGUUUCCAUGGAAACAGCUUAUUCAUAGGAAAGAAGCUCAUAGAAAGAGGAACUUCCCCCACCUGGACGCCCCAGUGAUGAUCAGCUCCUCUGUGUCCAAUGUCAACGUUUCUGUACAGCUGGGAGACACUCCUCCCUUCGCCCUGGGCUUCAUCUCAGUCAGCACAGAGAUGCAGCACCUCCUGGACAUUAGCACAAACGCAGAGAGCCUCAAGUUCCAGAAUGUUCACCGCCGCCUCGCUCUGUCCCUGGACCACUUCUGGUGGAGGGUAGGCCAGGGGUCCCACAUCCAGCAGGCCCCCCACCCCCCUGGCAAACAUGUGUGGGGGGAAGCCCUCAUCCUGGACUCCCUUACACUGCAGGGGAGCUUCAACAAGCCCCAGAGUGAGUCCAGUAGUCAUUCUGAAAGUGUGAGUGUGGAGUCCAAUCUGAAGGGCCUACAGCUGGAGGUGUCUGAGACCUGUGCCUUGUGCCUGUCCCGAUUAUUGGCCCUCUGUAACCUGGCCAAUGGCAGGAAGCUGGAUGCCUCAGAGCAGCCAGAUGUGGUGCCUGUACCUGCCCUUGUUGAUGGGACAACUUUCCCCAGUCAGGGCGCCUUUUAUUUUAAGAUUGAGUGUAACCUGGAGGAUGUCAAUGUGUUCACACUCUCCAAUGUAGCAGGAGCUGUAUCUUUGCGGGUUGACAAAGUGAAGGCCCAAGGCUCGGCGGAAAGCUCCACAUUGUCUGUCCAGGGUGUACGUCUAUCUGUAGUGAAGGCUCUCACAGAGACCAUGGAGCCCUGCUGUCCCUCAGCCCAAACCCCCAACCCUGUCCUCAGCCUCUCCACCCUGGCCAUCUGCUACCACGUCGCCACCGGGAACUUGGAGGUCCAGUGUGAAGAGGAGCUGGCAGUGCAGUGGACGCCAUCAGACCACAUGUUUUUAUAUCACCACGUGAAAGAGAGCCAGGGUUGCUGGGAUACUCUGUGUGACUCUCUAGGACUGACAGAGAAAAGAAAUGACGAGAGUUUACCAGAUCCUCCAGAGAGUGGAUCUACUAAGACUUCUCCAGCCCACAGUACGGUCAAGGACCUGUCUGUGCGUGUAGAACUGGGCAGAACCCGCUUCACAGCCCAGGUGACAGAGCACAACUACCUCCUGCUGCACACAGACGCCCUGUCCCUCUCCACUCACUCCGGCUCCAUGAACGUCCGCUCUCCACACAUGUUUCUCAACUUCGACGGCAACGACAUAUUCUCCUUCAAGGGCCUGGAGGUCCAGACGCACCCUGAUCAGUCCCUGGACCAACGCCACCUCUUUCCCUUCCUCUCCACCCGACACAACCGUGCCUGGGUGGUCACCUGCCCCUGCCUGGCCGUGGAGUUCCCCUACCAGUACAACUUCUCCAACACCUUUGACAAGUUCAUCAGCGUUCAGAAGUGGCUCAAGUCCCUGCACAGCAGCCCUGGUCAGACCCCAGGCCCCCAGUGCCUGCCCCCAGACCUGGUCUUCAAGAUCAGCCAGUUCUCCUUCGUCUUCCUGGAUGACGUUUUCGAGAUCAAGCUGAGGGACAACUACGAGCUGAUGAAGGAUGAGAGCAAGGAGAGCUCCAAGAGGCUCCAGCUGCUGGACAAGAAGGUGGCUGACCUACGGAAGCAGCACGGAGAACUGCUGCCUGCCAGGAAGAUAGAAGAGCUGUAUACGUCUCUAGAGCGCAAACACAUAGAGAUCUACAUCCAGCGCUCCCGUCGCCUCUACUCCAACACGCCCAUGAGGAAGUCUAUGCUGACCUGGACGGUGUCCGACUUGGAGCUGGUGGCCCUGGCCGACCAGUCCCUCCAUGGGCCGGAGCGCGUCCGCGAGCAGCUGAGGGACAUCGACGGAGUCAGCCCCUUCCCCAGAGACGGGCUCCCCCUGGUUGUCCAGUGGUGCCGGGCAGUCACGUUCAACCUCACUGCCUUCCUAGUGAGAAUCCGGGACUAUCCUCGUUACUUGUUUGAGAUCCGGGACUGGGAGCUGUCAGGCCGCUUGAUCGGGACAGAGCAGGACGGGCAGGGCCGGGCUCGCCGAAGGCAGACUGUGCCACUUGGCCAGCCAUGGGGCGACAUAACCGUCCACAGGAACAUGCCACCACUCAAGUUCUACUGCGAUUUUAAAUCCAAUAUAUCCUUGUACACUAUAGUGUGGGGGCCUUGCUGGGACCCAGCCUGGACCCUGAUUGGCCAGGUGGUUGAUCUGCUGACCAAACCCACGGUUGACCCCUCCCCUACUUUGGCCUGGUGGGACAAGAGUCGUCUGCUGGUACAUGGACGCUGGAUCAUGGACAUGGAACAGGCCAACCUCCAUCAGCUGGCCACAGAGGACCCCUAUAACACUACAGAGAACAUGCACUGGGAAUGGAACAAAGUCAACUACGAGUGGUCUCCUGGGCAGUUUGUCUUCAAAGGUGACAUGGAUGUCAACGUCAGGACAGCCUCCAAGUAUGACGACAUCUGUUUCCUGCACCUGCCAAAUCUGUGCAUGACCCUUGACCUCCAGUGGCUUUGUCAUGGCAACCCCCAUGACCAUCACGCUGUAAUGCUCUGCUGUGCAGAGAAUGUAGCUGAUGUGACGUCAGGACAACCUCACGACUCCUUCAGAGCCUUCCGCUCAGAGAACCUCAACCUCUCCAUCACCAUGGACCUCAACCAACACUGUGGCACAGAGCCGUGCCAGCCCAGAAUCCUCCUGUACAGCAGUACCCUGCGCUGGAUGCAGAACUUCUGGGCCACCUGGACCAGCGUUUCCAGACCCAUCUGCAGAGGCAAGCUCUUCCACAGCCUCAGACCCAUCCGAAAGAAGCUGGGCCAGCACUACAAACAGAUGUCCUAUACAGCAGCCUUUCCUCAACUACAAGUGCAUUACUGGGCCUCCUUCGCUCAGCAGAGGGGCAUCCAGGUGGAGUGCAGCAAAGGCCACGUCUUCACCAGAGGGGCUCAGAGACUCAUCCCACAGGCGGGCACGGUGAUGAGGAGGCUGAUCUCUGAGUGGAACGUGACCCAGAUGGUGUCAGAGCUGUCCCUGAUGACGGUGCACCUCAUGGCCUCCACCUGGGACGAGACGGCUGACCACCAGAUCAAUGCCCAGGUGAAGAAGACCCACCUGCUCGGCCUGUCCUCCCUCAGUUACCAGCGCCAGAGCAACCGUAUGGAGGAGGAGGGGAACUCAAAAGAUGAGGCGAAUGCCCCCUACACCCACAAGCUGUGCCUGGUUGACCUGCGAGCCUCCUGGACCACCACUAACAGGAACAUAGCGUUCGGUCUGUACGACGGCUACAAGAAGGCAGCCGUUCUCAAGCGGAACCUCUCCACAGAGGCUCUGAAGGGCCUGAGGAUAGACACAACAUUGCAAGCUGCCAAGAAGCUCAAGCGCUCUUUGUCCAACUACUCCGGCGGCCCCAGCACGGCCCCCUCCACCCCAACCAUGCCCAGCACCAGCCGCCCUGAGAAGAGCCAGCACGAAGGGACGUCCAUGCUGCAGAAGCUGAUUGAGGAGACUGAUAAGUUUGUGGUGUUCUCAGAGGAGGACUCUGGUGUGAGUGAUCAACUGUGUGGCAUCGCUGCCUGCCAGACAGACGACGUCUACAACCGCAACUGGUUCAUCGAGCUGGUCAACUGUCAGAUGAUGCUGCGUGGCACAGAGACAGCUGGCUGCGUGCUGGUGUCUGCUGCCAAGGCUCAGCUGCUGCAGUGUGAGCACCACCCGGCCUGGUACAGCGACACCCUCAAGCAGAAGACCACCUGGACCUGUCUGCUUGACGGCAUGCAGUACUUUGCCACAAUGGAGCCAAACCCCUCAGAGCAGGAGGACUGGCAGUUGUGGCUUGAGGUGAAAAACAUUGAGGAGCACAGGCAGCGUCACCUGGACUCAGUGCUGGAGCUGAUGGAGAGUGGCCAGGCUGUUGGAGGCAUGGUCAGCACCACAACAGACUGGAACCAGCCGGCCCAGGUGAAUGACACCCAGCAGGUCCAGCGUAUCAUCUCUCGUUGCAGCUGUCGCAUGUACUACAUCGGCUACAGCCACGACAUCGACCCUGAGCUGGCCACGCAGAUCAAACCCCCAGAGAUACGGCGCAACGAGAAGGAAGACCUGCUGAAAAAACAAGCUGGGGCUGUGGACACCUUCACCCUCAUUCACCAUGACCUGGAGAUCUCCACCAACCCUGUGCAGUAUGCUAUGAUCCUGGACAUCGUCAACAACCUACUGCUGCACGUUGAGCCCAAACGCAAGGAGCACAGUGAGAAGAAGCAGCGAGUGCGUUUCCAGCUGGAGAUCUCCAGUAACCCAGAGGAGCAGCGCAGCAGCAUUCUACACCUGCAGGAGGCCGUCAGGCAGCACGUGGCCCAGAUCAGACGCCUGGAGAAACAGAUCUACUCCAAUAUCAGGGCCCAGCCUGAGGAUCUGAGAGGAGAUGAGCUGUCAGAGAUCAACGUGAGGUUGCAGAACCAGCUCAAUCAGGAGAAGACUGACAUGCAGAUGAAGAGUGAGGAGCUCAACAUCCUCAUCAGAUGUUUUAAAGACUUCCAGCUGCAGAGGACCAAUAAGCUGGAGCUGCGUAAGCCGCCGGAGGACGUGAGUGUGGUUCGCAGGACAGAGAUCUGCUUUGCCCAGGCCCGCUGGUGUCUCACUGAGGAGGAUGGACAGCUGGGCAUCGCUGAGCUGGAGCUGCAGAGGUUCAUGUACAGCAAGCUGAACAAGUCAGACGACACAGCAGAGCAUCUCCUGGAACUGGGCUGGUUCACCAUGAACAACCUGCUCCCCAACGCUGCAUACAAGGUGGUGUUGCGUCCACAGAGCCCGUGUCAGUCUGGCCGUCAGUUUGCUCUGCGCAUCUUCAGUAAGGUCCGCCCCCCUGUGGGAGGCAUCUCAGUCAAGGAGCACUUUGAGGUGAACGUGGUUCCUCUCACCAUCCAGCUCAUGUACCAGUUCUUCAAAAGGAUGAUGGGAUUCUUCUUCCCAGGAAGGAAUGUGGAGGAGGAGGAAGUUGCUGAUGAGGAGGACAAGUCCCGAAUGGUCACAACUGGCAUGCCUGUCAUCAAGCCUCGGCAGCUCUCGGAGGACACCAUGGGGGUCAUGGGCCCCAGCAAAGGGGUCACCCAGGGCUUGAACCGAACCUCUGGGGUCAGGAGGUCCUUCCGAAAGGCUGUUGAGCAUCCUGUAGAUGACAUCGACAAGAUGAAGGAAAGAGCAGCCAUGAAUAACUCCUUCAUCUACAUCAAGAUCCCCCAGGUUCCCCUGUGUGUCAGCUAUAAGGGAGAGAAAAGCAGUGUUGACUGGAAGGAUCUGAACCUGGUUCUACCUUGUCUGGAGUACCACAACAACACAUGGACCUGGCUGGACUUUGCCAUGGCUGUUAAGAGGGACAGCAGGAAAGCACUUGUAGCACAGAUGAUAAAGGAGAAGCUGCGUCUGAAGCCGGCGUCGGGCUCUGACUCUCGGAGCAAGGCGUUUGAGGGGAAGUCAGACAGUAGCAUGCAACAGCAGCAGGAGGAGGAUGAGAAGGCCCGACUCCUCAUCGGUCUCAGCAGCUCAGACAAGAGCUCCAGCAAGAAGAGCAUCUUCAGCCGACGCAAGUGACCCAUAGGCCUACAUAAACUCACACUGAACCAGUACUGUACUGGACCACUGCGCUCUAGUCUAUGGAAGUGUCCCAAAUGGCACCCUAUACCCCACAUAGUGAACUACUUUCGAACAGGGCCCUAUGGUUCCUGGUCAGAAGUAGUGUACUGUAUAGAGAAUAGGGUGCCAUUUGGGAUGCAGUCUAUGGCAGCUACAGUAGCACACACCCAGCCCAGGGAAUCAUGGAGAGGUCAAUGUCUUUACUAGCGUAUUAUCUGAUGACACUUGACCUGGUCAAAUACUGUAUGCUCUGGUGUGAAGAUGGAGGUAGCAGGUCAUUAUGGGGAACAGAGACUGAUAAUAAAACACACCCUGUUCUUUCUUACCUGGAGGGGGACAAACUACGGCCUGCGAGCCAAGUCCGGCACGCCAGCCAAUUAAAUAUGGCCCACGAUGGCUGAAAUUUCUUAUUUUAGGUUAAACUACUCCAGGCCAUAUUUGAACGUAUAAAACUAUAUAGAAAGUGUCUAAGAAUUCUCUCAACUGCUAUCCAAUGAAGCAUGUAUUUUCAUGUAUGACCAGGGCCCGUAUUCAAUGUGUCUGAGUAGGGGUGCUGAUCUAGGAUCAUAUCCCCUCCUGUCCAUAUAAUUGUAUUUGUUAUGAUCUAAAAAUCACAACUGAUCCUAGAUCAGUACUCUUUUUCUAAGAGGUGUUAUGGAUACGGGACCCACUUCUCUGCUAAAAACAUACCAGGGUCUUAUUGACCAAAUGUAUCUUUGUUUUCUUGUUUUAGUUUUUUGUGCCAUACAGUAAACAUUUCAUUUUCAUUCAAUGCAUCACGCAUUGUCCUGAACUUUCAGAAUGAGCAGCCUAUACUUGUUGCAUUAAUAGCAUGACUGGGGUGAUGGGUAUUUUUUUAGUUUCACUGUCUGCUCAUUUCCCCUGUAAAUCAAUUAGAACAUUUCAUAGUUUAUAUGUUGACUGACUGUCUCAAAUGGCACCCUCUUCCCUAUAUAGUUCACUACUUUAGAGGAUAGGAUGCCGAAGUAGUGCACUAUAUAUUGGAUAGGAUGCCAUUUAAGAUGCAGCUAAUGUGAUUUGUUGAGAGCAUCGUUUCCUGCUGGUUCAGGAAUAUUGUAUCCUCAAACAAAUGUAUAUCCGGUAGAUUGUAAAACAUUUUCAUCUCAAAUUAAAGUACCUUGACAACCAUAGAAAUGCUGUCUGUUGCAACAGUUAGAAAUGCCUGAUUCACUAGUACUGUAAUGAUAUAUUGAUAUAUUCACUAGUACUGUAUUGAUAUAUUGAUAUAUUCACUAGUACUGUAAUGAUAUAUUGAUAUAUUCACUAGUACUGUAAUGAUAUAUUGAUAUAUUCACUAGUACUGUAAUGAUAUAUUGAUAUAUUCACUAGUACUGUAAUGAUAUGUUGAUAUAUUGAUAUAUUCACUAGUGCUGUAAUGAUAUAUUGAUAUAUUCACUAGUACUGUAAUGAUAUAUGAUAUUCUAGCCUUGUGCUUUUAUUAUAGCGUUGGGAUUUUACUCAAGUCUGUAUGAUACUGUAACACUGACUGGGAAGUGCAUCCCUAUAAAAGAACACAAAUAUAUAAUUUGGUACCCUGCAUGAGACUUCUCCAACAACAUAUAUGCCACAGCAGACUUAAGUUUUAUACUGCAGUUCCUAAACAUAUCUGUGUGAUAUAUCACAACCGAGCAGCAAAAAUAUGUUCUUGUUUUCUAUUUUAUGGCAGUUAUUCUGUCAGCUUUGAUAGUCUCUGCAAAAAUAAUUUUGUUGCAGCUUGUCUUGAUAAUGUUUUGAAAUUUUAACACUACAGCACUUUUUAAGCAAAGUAUUUUCAGAUAUUUUUGUAACCAUGGUUAUUUCUUUUCAAUCACAACUGUACCUACACCUACUGAGUUUGUUAUUCAGUUACAGCUUCCUUAAAGUGCAAGAUGUCAAAUAAUUCUGUCAAAAUAUUUCAAGAAAAAUUGAUUAUAGCUCAAUGAAAUGAGCACCAUAUAUGUAACUACAUUUUUAUCAAUAAAAUAGUUCUAAUGUCUCU